Messenger RNA from Acanthosepion pharaonis, 4035 nucleotides. NCBI's taxonomy places the organism in Eukaryota, Metazoa, Mollusca, Cephalopoda, Sepiida, Sepiidae. The record is from the annotation of a GenBank genome assembly.
AUGGGCCACCACAACAAGAGAAUAGGUCAGCUAACAUUGCAAGUACAACACAGUCGUCAUCUACUACUGCCACCUUCUUGUCACCACCGACAACUAAAAGGAAUUAAAAAGACAAGCAACAACACAUUUGGAGGUGGAUGCAAAUGUGAGAGUCAGUCUGUACCACAAGGUAUAGCUACCAAUCAUCUUUCUUGUGGUACUCAAUCUGAUUGCAAGUUUUCCAAGAUGCUUGUCUUGAACAAUGGACUGCCAAAUGAGCUGCCUCUUAACCCUUGUGAUAAACGGCCAGAAAGCAAUGGUGGUUGCUAUCAAACACAACUCCUAAAGCUGCCUAAAUCUUGUCCAGAUUUUUUUCAAACUCUCAAUGAUAAACCAGAAACUUCCUUGCAGAACGAUUUGGUAUCAAUUGGCCCUGAAGACAGUUCAGAUUCUGAAGAACUUGGCCUUACAACACACAGGCCAAAUAUGAAUGCCGACAGCUUCCUCGACUUGGUUACAGAUAUGACCGCCCAGGACUUCAGACAUGGUUACCGGCAGGGACGCAAGGAUAGAGCCAUAUCUUCUUGGAAGAAGGGAGACAACUUAGUGAAAGUUCAGGAGGAGGAUACUAAGAGAAAUCCUCACACUGCCACCAAUAACUUUACAAACAGGAAGGGAAAUGGCCGACAAAGGCUUGAAAAUAGCAAAUACAACCCAAUGCACUCUUCUCCUCCACAAACACACAACUUUGUGCACAUGCAGCAGGGUGAGUACGAGAUGGAUGAUGUGAGUGUUGCUUAUCAUCAAAACCACCCUCGGCACUUACGAAAUUAUGAGCAGUAUGUUGUUCCUCCUAAUUUUGCAUACACUGCAGAUGAUAUCUACAGGAAUGCUUUCUCUGUGGGGUCGUACCCUAAUCUCAUGACCCAGAAAAAGAUGUUAAGUUUUGUCAAUGCUCUUGUCUCACCCACUUUCUUUACACCAUCUUAUUCCCAGCAACAGGAAUUAGCCCAUUGUCAGUACUAUGCUGCUGUCAAUCAGCAAGAUGUUCCUCUCAGUCACCGGCAAUCCGCCCAGCAGACCCCCGGAGGAGAAACUUAUGUCACAAAUACAAUCCAGCCUCAGACUCCAAUGGGGUUAACAAGUUUUUCUUCUCCCUCCUCUGCUUCCUCUUAUGUUGAUAGGCUGCAUCCAAUGGACACUCUUACUUCUGUUGGUGGGGAUUAUUCAGGCCAAACUCCUCAGCUUCAUCUACAACAGACAAAUACACCUCAGGUUGUUGGCCAGGAGAACUGGCUCCAAAAUGGUGGUGGUGAAGAAUCUUGCAGCUCAAGUUUAGGAACUAGUGGUUGUUGCAAUAAUGGUAAACCCAUCUUUCGGUCUCGGUCUUUUUCUGCUGUGGAACAGAGUAGCAGAGAGGCUGAACUUUCAGUUCAUGCUGACAACUAUUUCUCUACAAUGUCACCUCACCAUUCCAGCAUUGGAGAUAUGGAGAACCGUUUACACAAUCUUCAUCUCUGUCAUUCCAAGUCUGAUAACCAAUAUCACUAUCCCCCAAACCCUUGUGCCAAGGGAAAUUUGCAAAUCAGUCCAGAGGGCUUAGUUACUAACAAGGCCAAUUUAAAUGACUGUGUGUCUUGUGCUGAAAAUUUACAUCCAGGGAAUUCUUGGCAACAAGAUUCCAGAGACCAGUCAUGUUGUACUCCAUUUUCUUGGAUUCCUGACAGACAUGUUAUGACCCAAUCAGAGUUUUAUGAAGACGAUGCAGGUUUUGUCACUGAUGCAACUGAUGAUAAUGUCUUUUGUCAAUCGGGAACAGAGUUUAACUUGCCCUCUUCAUGGCCUGCAUGGACUUUGUCAAUGAAGAGCCAUAAAUUGGCUUGCCAUCCAAAUGGCAAAAGUCACUCAUUUUCCCAAGCUGAGAACUCUUUCUCAUCUGGAGGCAACAAACUAGAAAGUUAUUCAGACACAGAAGUUUAUUCGAAAUCUCCACAGUCUAUUUCUCUCCAUAAGUUUCAACCAAGCAGUGAAUAUGAGGAUGUUAGUCACCAAGAUGUCCCAAGUACAACGCAGGCAGUCUUUGCAAUGGACGAGGAUAUCUUCAGUUCUCCAGAUACCAAUUUGCAUUUUCCUGUUCCAGCAUUAAAUUUGGCCGAUUCCUCAGAGUUUGACAAUCGACAGUUUGGCUGUUUCAUUGACAGGGAUCAUCAAGAACGGUUUCAGACUACUCAGGUGCAUGAAGACAGCUUUGCAAGAUACCCCAGUACAAAGUACAGCUGUCCUAAGGGACCAAGGAAGGUGAGGAGGAAAUCUGGUGGUGGGGGAGCAGUGGACAUCAACCGGUCAGUGGUCAGUAAUAAUGGUCACUGUAGCAAUCUGGAAUUGAGGCCUGUUAACAGUGUUCCUGUGUAUAAGAGGCACUGGGAAAAGUCCAGCAACAUUUGGGGAUCAUAUCACUGUAAAGAUGUGAACACCUUUUCUUCGAGUCUUGUUUGUCAACAGCAGAACAAACCAAGGUGUAAAGAUGUUGACGGCAAGCAUCAAGGAGGCAGUCCUUCAAAUCAUCAGCGGAAAGAACAAAGGAAACAGAAUCAAACCUGUGGAGGCCAGGUGAAGAACAAGAAAAAAAACCAUCCGAAGAAAUUUUCACGUACUCCAACAUUGCCUCGAUGUUUGAAACAGGACGGGACACCACAAGAUUCUGAGAGACCUUCUUCCCAGAAGGAAUGUAAUGAAAUUCCUUGUUGUGGCUCUGCAGAUAAGGAAAAUCCAUUCACCACUAAUACCAUCCUUGGUACUUCUCAUGAACCCUCUUCUGCCCUGCAACCAGGAUUGAAAUCCCAGUCUGUUUCUGAAUCUGAGAUCAGAUGGUGGCAUGAUGGUAAUGUGUAUCCAUGGCAUCAUCUUCCAGAUGAAAUCUGGCUGCACAUUUUCUCUUACCUGCGCAAUCAUGACAGGUUUCAGUGUUCCUUAGUCUCCACUCAAUUCCACAGAAUCAUUCAAGAUGAAUCCUUAUGGAGGCACAUAACAUUGGAGAAGAAAAUGCUACAAGAUGAUUGGCUAAUGCGAAUUGCUCAUCUUCAUCCUUCCACACUUGAACUUAUUCAGUGUCAUGGUGACCAAGUGACAGCUGCUGGCUUAAGUUACCUUUUUAAAGAAUGUACAGAUUCUCUUUUAAAGCUGCGUUUUAGCCGCUGCAGCCGAGGUGAAUUAACUGGUGAUAAUAUUUUGCUUGCUUCUACUGUGUGCCGUAACCUUACACAUGUAGAUGCCAGUUGGUGUACAGUGACAGACAGUGGACUGUCAGCCAUUGCCAAAUCCUGUGAUAGAUUAGAAAGUCUUUGCUUGAAUGGUUGUGGGUUAAUUGCUGAUAAUGGUUUGAAAACAUUAGCAACCUUACAUUACAAAAGCUUAAAAGAACUGGAAAUGUUUGGUUGUUUUAACAUAACAUCUCGUGGCAUCCGGUACCUGGCAAGUAUAUGUAGAAACCUGAGAACUUUGCAACUUGGACAAUGUUAUAAAAUCACAGACUCUUGCAUUGCUGAAGUUUCCAGCAAUUUGUGUUGUGUGGAGAAUUUAGAUCUCCGUGGCUGCAAACAGAUUAAAGAUACAUGUAUAGAGAAAAUAGUCGACAACUGUUCGCGUUUACAGACACUAGCCUUGGCCAAUUGUCCAAACAUCAGCAAUAACGCGAUGCAGAAAAUUGCUUCCACACUUCCUGGAAUAAGGAGUAUAGAUGUUUGUGGCUGCAAGCUCAUAACAGAUGAAAGCGUCAACAGAUUGGCCAUGAACUGUCGCCAACUUGUUUACCUUGAUAUCAGUUCCACAGGCUGUACAUACAAAAGUGUCUGUCGGUUGGCUGAACAAGGCUCUACAGACUUGGAAACCUUAAAACUCAAUUUUAUUGCUGGUAUCACAGAAAGCAGUUUAACUAGGCUCACCAAUCACUGCAAAAGGCUGACAACUUUGCAUUUAUAUGGUUGUAAGCGGGUGAAGAAUUUGCAGAAACUGCAGGCACUUCAUCCCCAAUUGAUUAUAGAGUCCGACAAAGAUUGA